AUGUGCAAAGAAGAAGUGAAGAAAAAGCAGAAAACAGAAAUCAACAGGAUGGAAAGCAGCAAGAAACACUCUUACACUCGUGGUUUUCCCAUAAUGGAUCUGCCUGACUUCAUCAUCAUGGACAUUCUUUCUCGGCUUCCAAUCAGGACCCUCUUACAGUCCAGGUGUGUUUGCAAAACUUGGUUCAACUUACCCUUAGACCCUUAUUUCAACAAUGUUCGUCUCGCAACAUCACCCUCCAUCAAUAUUGUGUCUCCAUCGCUUAAUGGUUGUUCAUUAGUUGAACUACAGGACCGUGACUGUAACUACACUCGUCUACGUUACAGACUGUUGUGGUUCCGAAAACUUCAACGUCAGAUGGCAAUGUCGUCCAGUUUAAAACUAGAAUUCUUGGGUUCUUGCAAUGGUUUACUCUGUUUCUCGGAUUACUACCAUAACAAUGUAAGCAUGCUCAACCCAAUUAUGGGAGAAUAUGUUGCCCUUCCAAAACCCAAAACGGAAACGAAAAAGAGAGAAAAAUUUUACGAUUGUGGCUUAUGGGUUUGGAAGUAG
This is a messenger RNA of Cornus florida, 552 nucleotides long. RefSeq names its product F-box protein At3g07870-like. The record is from RefSeq and is a predicted model, not a curated record. Gene Ontology annotation, molecular function: protein binding. Lineage: Eukaryota; Viridiplantae; Streptophyta; Magnoliopsida; Cornales; Cornaceae. The transcript has a single exon. The coding region runs from base 1 to 552 and encodes 183 amino acids.